AAAUAGUUUCAUAUUGGUAUGUAGCAAAGUGCAAAUGAUAGUCCAUAGCAAGACUUCACAGCCAGCAGAACACUGUGCGUGCGUGCGUGCGUGUGUGAGGGGGUGGUGAUGAUUCAGAAGUCCGAUCUCUCACAGGAACAGUCUCUUCACAAGACGCAGAAGCACAUUGCAGUUGGCCAGUGAGGAAAGAUUUUUCUCUUUUUUUUCUAUUUCUGAGAAAAAGAAAAAGAGAAAAGAAUCUGAGGGAUCCACAGAGAAGCAUGUAAACACUAAUAUUGGAUAUUUUGGACUUGCUGUUUGCUGGAAUCUGUCUCAAAUUUAAGAGCUGUCACAAUGUCAAGAGUUGCGAAUUUGUCGAAACUGCGGCAAGAGAGGAUGAGGGAGAUCAGCCUGAGGAAUAAAGAGAGAGAGCGAAUGAGGGAGCAGGAGAAGGCAGCAAGGGAAAGGGAGGCACGUUACAGCAAUGGCCACCUCUUCACGUCAUUGACAGUGUCAGGAACUACACUCUGCACAGCAUGCAACAAGAGUAUUACUGCUAAGGAAGCACUCAGCUGCCCAACAUGCAACGUCACUAUUCACAACCGCUGUCGAGAUGCUUUGCCAAACUGCACCAAAAUGAAACAGAGGCAGAAGACAGUGCUGUUGAGGAAUAACUCAGCUUUGCAGAAUGUCACACUGCGUGCAAAAACACCAGGAAUGCGUGAACGUCCGACUUCAGCCAUCUACCCUUCUGACAGAUUCCGACAGUCCCUGCUCGGAUCCCGCCGUGGUCGCUCCGGUCUAUCCCUGUCCAAGAGUGUGUCCACCAACAACAUUUCAGGGACCCUGAAUGACGACUCUCCCCUGGGGCUGCGUAGGAUCUUGUCCCAGUCCACAGACUCCCUCAGCUUCAGGACCAGAGCUAUGUCAGUGGAGUCUCUCAAUGAUGAUGGAGACAUCUAUUAUCAUUCACUGCUGGAGGAGAUAGAACUGGAGUGCCAGGACUUUAAGGCUGAUUCAUGGAGCAUGGCUGUGGACGGCGGCUAUUUGCAGACACAUCGCAAAAAUGUCAUCAAGAGGCAGGAUGUCAUCUAUGAACUGAUUCAGACAGAGCUUCAUCACAUGCGAACACUGCAUAUCAUGGAAAGGGUGUUUCAGCAGGGCAUGCUGGAGGAGCUUCAGCUGGAGCUCAGCACUGUGCAUGCCAUUUUCCCCUGCUUGGAGCAGCUGAUCAGGAUACAUUCUCAUUUCCUGGCACAACUGCUCCUGCGGCGCAACAACAGCCUGCAGUGUGGAUCGAGCUGCAACUUCACCAUUCACCAGCUGGGGGACAUACUGUUACACCAGUUCUCUGGCCAGUGUGCAGAUGACAUGCAGAAGACCUAUGCUGAGUUCUGUAGCCGCCACUUGAGGGCUGUGAAAUUGUACAAGGAACUGCUGGCCAGAGACAAGCGGUUCCAUUGCUUUAUACGGAGGGUGAGCCGAGGACACUUGCUACGUUGUCAUGGGGUUCAGGAGUGCAUCUUGUUGGUGACUCAGCGGAUCUCCAAGUAUCCUGUCCUUAUUCAACGCAUUCUGGAAUACACCACUGAGGAUGAGGAAGAGGCCUCCAGUCUGGCCCAGGCUCUCACCAUGGUCAGAGAUCUUCUUAGUUCAAUAGACCAGCAGAUGGGGGAAAUGGAAAAAACACAACGGUUGCAAGAGAUACAGCUCAAGUUGGACCCACGGGCUCAGGCCAGAGUAAGGGAUGGUGGAGUUUUCAAGCCUGGAGAAUUGCUCCGCCGGAGACUUGUCCACGAAGGCACCCUUUUCUGGAAAACUCAGGGAUCCCGGCUCAAAGAUAUACAGGUCUUACUGAUGACAGACAUCCUAGUAUUUCUGCAGGAGAAAGACCAAAGGUACAUCUUCCCAAGUCUGGACAAACCUCCAGUACUGUCCCUCCAGAACCUGAUAGUAAGGGAUAUAGCCAAUCAGGAGCGAGGCAUGUUCCUCAUCAGCGACUCCUCUCCUCCUGAGAUGUACGAGAUCCAUGCUGCCUCAAAAGAAAACAAAGAUGUCUGGAUACGCCAUAUUGAACGCACAGUCAGCAAGUGCCCAUCAAGACUGGAGUUUCCCCUAAUAGAAACUGAACAAAAGGCUCAUCUGAGGAGACUCAAAGCUGACCUCCAGCAAAAGGACCGGGAAAUGCUGGAGCUCCUGCAAGAGAGGGUGACUGUUUUCUGUGAGCUGGCAGAGGUGACAAGUGGUCAGGAGGGCCUACAGCCCCCCAUCACUCGUUACUUGUUCAGGGCAGACAUACCCCAAGCUCCACGUGCAGAGAAACUCCUCCUGGAUGCCACAGCUGAAGUGGACAAGUUGAGUGAACUCCUUCUGGGCUCCAGUGUGGACAUCCCUCUUCUAUGUCAUCACAGCCACAAGGAGGUGGUAGGGACCAGUAAACAGGAUCUGUUGGUGAAUGGAGCCCAUGAUUUUUCCACAGCAAAGGAUUGCACGAGGAGUCAAGACAAGCCAACAACUGUGGAGAUCUGUCAGAGGCUGGUGAAUCUCAGUGUGUAUCUCCAUGCACUUCAGGGUGCUGUCAUCAAACAGGACUCCAUCUUGGAGCUGCUGCCACAGUCACAGGACACCCUAGUGCCAGCCGCAGGAGGAGUAUGGCGCCCUCUCUGGCGGAAUAGUGGUGAUCGGGAGGCCAGUGUGGGAUCAACCAUUGGGGAGCUGGCUCUUCUGCAGAGACAACACAGCCUGCUGCAGGAAGAGCUGUUGAGGCUGCGGGAUGCCGAGAACCGUUUCAAAGACAGUGAGAGGGCCCGGGCCAAGUUGGAGAGACAAGUGCGACACAUGAAGGUCUGCAGUGGGCCUGCACCAGACUUCCAGCAGAUGGAAGAACAGGCUCCUCAACCUGCGUCUCUGCAACCAGGAAGUCAUCUCAUAACUGCAGCUGACACCCUGUGGGCCAGGCAGGAGCCUGUCCACUCAUCAGAAGGUCUACAGGACGGCAGUGAUUUGGAGGUAGACGUGACAUCAGAUGAUGAUGGGACAGCAUCUGAAAGCUCCAAAGAUCUUCAAGAUAUUCAAGAGGACAUCUGAUUCACCUGAUUGACUUCAACAAUGUUUAUCUUUUCUUAAAAUCUAAAUGUUUAUUUAGUUGCUUUUGAGUGGAUGGCUUGUGACAGUGAGUUAUUUGAUUCAUUUAAAUUUUUCUGCUUUGGAUUGUUUCCACGACUAGAUGUGGUUAAAUGGGUAUUGCUAAUAUGUAUGUAACUAUUAAAUCUUAAGAUUUGACAAGGAGUGAUGGUUAGGGCUCCUAAGUGUAGUUUAAAAUCUUCAGUUAUUUGACAUUUUACACAUCAAAGUCAUAAAUUCCCCCCCAUAACAAUCUGCCAUCUUUAUUCCAUAAUGACUAUGUUUUCACCCACAAGGGUGUUGAAUCAGGAGCAACUGGACUUGGUUGUAUUUUCUUCAAGAUGUUUAACCUUCAUCCAAGAGGCCUUUUCAGUUCUAAACUAAGUUUAGGUGAAACCCAGGUAUUUAAACUGUGUGGAGUGUGGGCAGUGCUUGUUAAUGCUUCAGACUGUUUCAACCACAGUUGUUGAAACUGCUGUAACAAUGGUUGGUAGAGUCGUUGAAGUCACUUGUGUCUUGAGGGCCACAUGAGGCUGAGUGACAAAGGUUGUUAAUACCCCUUUCACACCAAAAUUAUCGUGUAGACCCGGGUUUUUUAAACACGGAUCGACCCGCUAUGAAUUGGCCAUUGGACGAUUUCACAGUGCAAGCAGACCAGGGUCUGAUGAUCGCCAGCAGUUUUGACCGGAAAACAGUGUAGUGAUAGGUGGCGGUCAUAGGUGGCAGUAAAGAGCAGUGCAUAAAACAAAGAAGAAGAACAGUGUAAUAAACAACAGAAAGCAGCCAGCAUGGAAGCCAGUGAGAGGAUGGUCAACGUUACCUUAUAUCUUGUACUUUUGUCACUCUUUCAAAGUAUACAAACUCAGCGCAGACUGAACGAUGUUCGAGGGCUGAUUGAACGAAGACGGUUGGAAUUUGUGGCUGAGAUGGCAAAGAGUCGCAGAAGGUACAAGCGGAGGAGACAGGCCUUCAUUACCUCCGUCAUCCGCAAAUUUAGCGUGUUCACCCGGUGUGACUUUCACAUCAAUGCCAAUCAGAGGUGAAGCCGAUAAUUGACCCGGGACUCAAUGCCGAUUAAACGUUUUCAAACUGCAGAAAAUGCCAGUAGUAGUGGGUUUAAAUGGGUUUUUUGACCAGUGUGAAAGGGGAAAGGAGGAAAGGACAGCAGUGUAGGUGGGAGAAAGAUGGUGUCUCAGGUCUCUUCCUCUGUUGAGGGAUGGUUACUCUUUUUAACAUAGAUGGCUUCCUUCACUCCUCUUCAAACCAUGCGUCUUCCCAAGAGUACCAGUGAAACUACUGUAUUUUACCAAGUGUUGCAUUAGGUUAUUAAGUUGUUAGACUAGUGAGUCCGUCUAUAGUGGGUCUUUCAGAGUAACUCAACAUUAAAAGUGUUUGUUAAAGUCCAGUUUAACCUGCAGGAGUCUCUGAAGGCAGCUGUAACAUUUUCGUCCGCCACAGAGGAGAUAAAUCAUCAUGAGUGAAAGUGAGUUUUUUGCAUCUGAAAACAUAUCAAAUGGCCAAAAACUAUUCCUGCCUGUCAAUUGUGAAAAAAUGUUAACUCUCACAGCAAAUUAAUAACAAAUAUGAGAGAAGAAGGAGAGUGAAAGGAAUCAACUCGCCACAGUAACUCAGAGCGGAGGAUUACAAGGCGUAAUUUAGUUUUUUCAAUUUUGUUCUAGCUCAUAUAGCCAGAGAUUUAGGAGAACGUCCAGCAUUCACCAAUGUUCUCUUAUUUUAAGUACGAACAGAAUUUAUGACCUGGUCCAGACCUGUCGUGAGAUUCACUUAAAUAAGUCUGCUGUUGGUCAAAAAACGUUUUCAAUUUAUGGAUAAUUUUUUCAAAAUUUGGACACAAUUAUACUUAUAUAGAAAAAUUAUAUAAAAAUAUAUACAUUUCACCUCAUUAUGUUGAUAUUAUUGCAAUUCAAAUUCAUGUACAAAUAUUCAUGUACCUGCUAAACAUUGUUGCACAAUGGCCAGGGGAGUGCACAUCUUUGGCAGUUGGCAUGCAUGUUGCGGAGGGAUGCACGGAGUUGCUGGAGUUGUUAAUUGUCACCAUGCAAACUAUUUUAGGAUCAUUUCAAGCUGCAGACGAGACAGGAGCACCAUGCAACAAGCCUAUAUCACACUGACUCGUGUAGUGAGGGCAGGUGGAUGAGCCUUAUCUUUUGGUGGCAUAGUUUCUUGCAGGGCUUUCCUUGGGUUUGGAGAUCGUUCUUUCGAGCAUUUAGUCAUUCUUUAAGGGUAUUUUCAGAAAGUUAGCAUAGAGCCAGGUUAGUUACUGCGACUUGUCAGUGUCAGGCCAUAACUGGAAGUCCCUACAUACAUAUAUCUUGUGAAAAUACUAAUAAUAAACUUUGAUAUAUAGCAUUCAACAAUGUUACUGCUUUACAAGGAAGAAAUAACACCUGCAGACGAGACAGGAGCAUCAUGCAACAAGCCUAUAUCACACUGACUCAUGCUGCGGUAAAACACACAGUUGGUGUAGUGAGGGCAGGUGGAUGAGCCUUAACACAACUGGUGGUACAGUGCUCCACACGCAAGAAAAGGCAUUUCAAAUAAUUAUAACAUGCUGCAUUGUGUAUAAUAUUGCAAUCAUAGAUGAAUGCAUUAAUUUUUUCAAUACCGUUCGGAGUUUAUCGUUACAGUCUUUCAUAAUUUAACCCAUUUAAUACCGGAUUUCGGUACCUAUCCUUACUACCAAUUUAAUACUGAGUCCUACAAAUUACUUUCAUGUAUAAACAAAACUGAAGCAGCAGAUACAUUUGUUUGGAAAAAUCGCUGGCUGGAUUAUGUUCAGAGUCAAACAUAUAUUUUGAAUGAAGUUUUACAUUUACAAACAGCUGUGAGGUUACCAGGAGUUUGUUAGGUGUGGGAUUGGUGGUAAAUCAGUAUCUCUGCAUUAUUUUUUUUAAAUAUGCUGGAAGAGGGACUUCUAGCUGAAUUUGAGAACUUUGUGACAGUCUCAUAUUCCAGAUUAUGAAAAAACGCAUUUAAAACAUAUAACAGCUUUGACAUAUUGAGCAAAAAAGAGAUGUUAAUUAUAGCUCCAAAUAUACUUAAUACCCAGCACAGUGACUGUUUUGCUGUUACAUGUGACUGAAAAGAAAUGACAUUGAUAAACAAUUACAAAAUUACAAUAUGUGAAUGCUGAAAUGAAGGUAGACAACCUGGAAUAUAGUUUUCUAAAGUUUUAAAAUUAUCAUACUGUCUGACAAGCAGUCCUCAUCAUCAAGGUGUCAUUCCUCAUUGUGUUGGGUUUUCUGAUCGGACGCCUGAGUAAAAUCUAUUUUAGAAAUCAGUGCCUUCCUAAAUGACAAAGAAAAAUUACUAUUACAAGAAAAGAUUCAGGGGUCUUUUAUCUGAUCUGUCACUGCUAUGGUUAAGGUUGGUAAAUCUUAAUUAGGGUUGGGAAAAUGUAAAAAGAAUAGAUUGUUAACAAGUCAUGCAUGGUCCUGGUUUAAUCACUGGCUGCUGAUAGGAGAGAGGGGAUUUCAGCUAAAAUAAGUGUGUUGCUACCUUCUUCUGAACAGCCAGAAAAUGGGCAGACAUUCAUCAUUAUGCAGCUUUCUGGAACAGAAGCAAAAGCAGACUUAAAAUUGGCUUUACAUCUUUGGUCAAGACUACUCCAUCAGUAGUCAGUUUGGUAUCAGUGUUUUGCAUGUCAUCUAUCUGUCUAUUCAUCUAUCUAUAUAUCUAUCUAUCUAUCUAUCUAUCUAUCUAUCUAUCUAACUAUCUAUCUAUCUAUCUAUCUUUUACAUAAGGAUUCAGGUUCAUGGUGGAUUUUUCAAAGGUGGUAUAUGAGUGAAAGUGGUUUGAACGCCUGUUUAAUUGAUUAAAAGUUCUGUUGCUGCAAAAAGAUUCAAAGUCAUCCCCAUAUUAGAAUGCUCCAACUGUACAUGUACUCUUCUGAUAUUAAUUUAGUUUAGGCCGCACUGUCAGUGGCCUUUGUGGAAGCUGAUAACAAACUUUACUGGAUAAACAGGAAGGUUGUGUAUAAAAUGUGAUGGCAAAUUAUGUUAAAGCCAAGAUACUAUCAAAUACCACAAAACAGUGUAAAGCAGUAUGACAUCCCCUUGUGUUAUUCAUGUGGAUUGUAUUACUAUGUUAGAAAUAAAAAAAUUAAUACAUAA
This is a messenger RNA of Scophthalmus maximus (turbot), 7235 nucleotides long. RefSeq names its product Rho guanine nucleotide exchange factor (GEF) 1a (gene arhgef2a). Gene Ontology annotation, molecular function: guanyl-nucleotide exchange factor activity; microtubule binding. Bases 334 to 3066 code for a protein of 910 amino acids. Gene Ontology annotation, biological process: positive regulation of neuron differentiation; regulation of Rho protein signal transduction; actin filament organization. Gene Ontology annotation, cellular component: cytoskeleton; ruffle membrane. Lineage: Eukaryota; Metazoa; Chordata; Actinopteri; Pleuronectiformes; Scophthalmidae. The transcript is spliced from 23 exons. The record is from RefSeq and is a predicted model, not a curated record.